UUUGCUUGGAUUGGCAACCUGGCGCGGGACUUUCAGUCAAAGAGGAAGUAAGAAUCAUUGUUGAAGCUUUAGCAUUCGCAACAAUUAUAUUGGUGUGACCAUGCAGUUUUCUAACAGGAGAAGAAAGCUUCUAAGCAAUCCACAGAAUGAGCUCUACGGUCACUGUCUCCAGUUUUACAGUCAGCCUCCGACUGAAAACAUCUCGCUUGCGGAGUUUGAAAUCUUUGCAGUGGAGAGAUUGAAACUGCUGAAGACCGUGGAAAACCUUGGCGUCAGCUAUGUGAAGACCACAGAGCAAUACAAUAAGAAACUGCAUGCUGAACUCACCAAUUUGAACUUCCCUUAUAGAACAGAGGCUGAUGACCGUAAAGAUCAAAAUGGACCGACUGAGUUUGAGAAGCGGAGAAAAGAUCACAUCUCCCAUUUCAUUCUUCGUCUUGCCUACUGUCAAACUGAAGACCUGCGACGCUGGUUCAUCCAGCAGGAAAUGGAUCUGUUCCGAUACCGCUUCAGUGACCUGCCAGCCAAGUACAAGACUGAGUUUCUACACCGCAACAAUCUGCAGUAUGACACUCUCAGUGUCGAGGAGAAGAAACUCCUGACGGAGAAGCUCAUUAACUCCAGCUAUGGAAUCAGUGGAGCCUCGGUUAUAGAACAGGACUACUACAAGGUGCCUUUCCAGGAUGCACUAGAUCUGGUACGAUCCAGGAAGGUGUUCUUGAAAGGGGGCUAUGCAUACAUUCCCCACCAGGACAUCAUAUCCAUCGUCCUCAAUGACUUCCGCACAAGGCUCUCCAAAGCACUCGCGCUGACGGCGAGAUCUCUGCCAGCGGUACAGUCUGAUGAGCGACUGCAGCCUCUUCUGAACCACCUCAGUCAUGCUUACGUGGGUCAGGAUUACAGUAUUCAGAAGAACAUUGGGAAGAUUUCUUUGGAACAGAUUGAUCCGCUUUCCGGCAAGUCCUUCCCCCUGUGCAUGAGACAGCUCCACAAGGCGCUGAGGGACAACCACCACUUGCGCCACGGUGGCCGCAUGCAGUACGGUCUCUUCCUGAAGGGCGUCGGCCUCACGCUGGAUCAGGCCCUGCAGUUCUGGAGGUCCGAAUUUGUCAAAGGCAAAGUUGACGCCGACAAGUUUGACAAACAGUAUGCCUACAACGUCCGCCACAUGUUUGGAAAGGAAGGCAAGCGUACAGACUACACCCCCUACAGCUGCAUGAAGGUGAUUUUGUCCAACGCACCGAGCCAAGGCGACCACCACGGGUGUCCAUUCCGGCACAGUGACCCGGAGCUGUUGAAGCAGAAGCUGCAGUCCUAUAAGCUGUCUCCCAGUGGCAUCGCUCAGAUCUUGGACUUAGUCAAGGGAAUGCACUAUCAGCUGGCCUGCCAGAAGUACUUUGAGUUGACACAUGGGGUUGAGGACUCGGGCUUCUCGCUCAACCACCCCAACCAGUACUUCAUCGAGAGCCAGAAACUGCUCGGAGGAGGAGUGAGGGAGGUGAAGAGGGAACCGGAGACGCCCCAGAGAGGCCAGAACCAGAACGCGGCCACGAAGACGUCCAGCGCCCCCAAGACGCAAACGCUCUCCGCGCAAGACGCGGCAGAAAUGGAAGAUCUUGACACACUCUUCCAGGACGAAUAGCAGUUCUGUUAGAGUAAUGGCCUCGUUGGGAAAGUUAUUUUCAGGUGUCUGUGAACUUUUAAGUGUCUCUGUUGUCUCUGAACAGUUUUUGUAGAUUGUUUCUAGAGGGCAUCAGGCAUCUAGACCCUAUAAUCUCUUACCCAUCGAGCUUUUUACUGUAUUGUUAUACACGGCCUGUCUAGAAUAUUUCGAUUUUUUUUUUUUUACAUAUCCUUAUAAAGACCUUUCAGCAAUGUCUGUUUUCUAUGACACAUUAAUCACUUUUUGAUUGAUAUAUAUCUUCAUGGUGGCAGACUGUAAAAACAAAUAGACUAUCAUUGGCUUUCAGAAUAAUAAAUAAAACAAAUGAGAAAUGCAA
Messenger RNA from Alosa sapidissima (American shad), 2000 nucleotides. RefSeq names its product DNA primase subunit 2 (gene prim2). Gene Ontology annotation, cellular component: alpha DNA polymerase:primase complex. Lineage: Eukaryota; Metazoa; Chordata; Actinopteri; Clupeiformes; Clupeidae. The transcript has 14 exons. The coding region runs from base 101 to 1642 and encodes 513 amino acids. Gene Ontology annotation, biological process: DNA replication, synthesis of primer. The record is from RefSeq and is a predicted model, not a curated record.